AAAUAUGCGUUUGCUAAAGUUGGCAUUUAUCCAGUACAUGUUCUUUCUGACAAAACCCCAAACUGCUUAAGUCUGAUAUGGAAAUAAAAUCCACAAACUCUACGACAGUUACCCACCCUAAAUGUUUAGCAGUGACUGCUCUAACACAACACAGGCAUACAACAAUUCUCCCCCAUGAAGAAAAACGCAGUCAUUUCAUUUAACACAUCCCACAACCACUCAGUUGAGGAAGCGGGAAACAUUUCCUUUCUUCAAGCCACACGUAAUCUGACUGUUACCCAAAAAGUGUGCUAAGUUCAUAGUUUCAACAGUCCCUUCCCCCAACCUUCCCACCCCCUGCAGGACUUUGGAACAGUCCAUUUUGCAGUGACUUGAGGAGCGGAGGCCCAGUCAUGCAUGGACAGAUAGCUAUAGCUGCUGCCUAUGAUCCAACCCUCUACAACGUGAGGCGGAAUCUCUCAGUGUGCAUGCCUGCCGACUGCUCGGCCGUAACCACACAGGCAAAAACCGUGCCAGCCGAAUGUCUGUAAAAGCUGUCAGGGAGAAUCUUGUCCAGUCAGUUAGCAUGUGGUAAUGAGUGCGUGAGCAGUGACUCAGCUUGGUUCUACUUGCGGAUUCAUCCCAAAGCGCACUUUCUUCAUCUGUUUGGUGAUGCACAUUUCUUUCUUCGGGGGAGCCACCACCAACCUUCUUUUUUUUUCAACAGCUGCAUCAGAAGUACUCUUUUGACGUAUGGGCAAGUUACCAGUCAGUAGUGAGAAUUGCAUCAACUUGAUCAGGAGUUCUUGUUCUUGUCCUGUGUCGCUCACCGUGGAUGUAUAAAUUCCUCUUCCUUUUAUACUGUGGAACAGAGGCAACACAUACUCAACAGUUCGGAGUACAUCGCUUAUAUUUCUUAUCAAGAGUACUCGCCUAUUGUGGAACUAUAUCCUGUCCUUUGGAGAUAAGUUACUUCCACUGUUGGGCUAACACAAACUCAAGAAGUGCUUUGCUCCAUCUAACAGAAGUCUUCAAGUAAGAAAAUAAGAGCAUUGGACCAACUGUGGGAAGAGGGUUGUAAUUGAACUUUCUCCGAGUCAAGCAUCGCCUGCACAAAUCUUAUCACUUGCGAUCACAAACACAAUGGCGACCAGACUUGGAUUUCUGGGACUUUUUAUGGUGACUGUGGCAACAGCAAUGGACCAAGACACCUGCUCUCACCCAGUCACACGAGUCAUCAAACAUCAAGAGUUGCUGAAGUCCAACCUGCGGCUGUUCAGCGUGGAGGGCACCACUGAUUACUCCCAGUUGGUCAUCGACAAGGGAUCCCAGGAACUGCUUGUUGGCGCCAGAGAUUUGCUGGUGAGGUUACAGCUGGACGAUCUUUCAGUAAUCGAGUCCACAGAGUGGAGACCACGGGAGCAGGACAUAGACAAAUGUCAGAGAAAAGGAGAAUCCUUGGACAAGUGUUGCAACUACAUUCGGGUCCUGUUGCUUCGAGGGGAGCGGGUCUUUGUCUGUGGUACCAAUGCCUUCUCACCGGCAUGCACAUGGAGACAGAAAUCCAACCUAAGUGCGAUUGAGGAGAGUGUUACAGGUAUUGCCCGCUGCCCCUAUGACCCCAGCAGCAACACGACGGCGCUUUUCACACGAGAUGGCGACUUGUACAGUGCCACUGUCAUGGACUUUACGGCACGCGACCCCGUCCUGUACCGCACCCUUGGCAACUCGCGGCCAUUGCGCACGGCCCAGCUGAACUCCAAGUGGUUGAAUGAGCCUAACUUCAUAUCUUCGUAUGAGAUUGGGCCAUGGGUGUACUUCUUCUUCCGAGAGAGGGCUGUGGAAUUCUCCAAUUGCGGCAGGGUGGUGUACUCACGAGUUGCACGUGUAUGCAAGAAUGACACUGGAGGACAGUUUUUAUUGGAAGACAACUGGACAACAUUUAUGAAGGCCCGCAUCACUUGCUCAGUCUCCGGGGAGUAUCCAUUCCACUUCAACGAGCUGCAGUCCACGUUCUACGAGGAGUCCACCCAGACCAUCUAUGGCGUCUUCACCACUCCCAGCGGGGUGGCCCAUGCCUCAGCAGUGUGUGCCUUCCGUCUUGCCACCAUUGAGGCUUCCUUCCAGGGCCCCUUCAAAUACCAGCAGAACUCCCGAUCGGCCUGGACCAGUCAGGUCAACGCCAAUCCGCAUUUCAACUGUGACAUGCAGCAGAGUCGGAACCUUCAAGAUGCCCAGAAGUACCAGCUGAUGGCCAACGAUGUGGUUCCAUCUCACCGAGUGCCUCUCGUCAUGGCCAAGCCCAACGAACCACAGCUUGAUCGGAUUGUUGUGGAUGUCGUCGAAGGGAAAUACGAGACGUACCAUGUGAUGUUCAUUGGCACAGAGGACGGCAAGAUUUCUAAGGUAGUCAGGUUACCAGGCACCGACACGACCUGUGAGACUGAGAUCCUCUGUGUCACUCCGAACACACGAUGCCAGCCACUGAAGAAAAUUGAGCUCCAUUCAGAGAUGGGUGCCCUCUAUGUCGGGAUGUCCUUCGGGGUCGUAAUGGUGUCGGUACAACGGUGUCACCUGUACACCACCAUGAAGGAAUGCGUAGAUGCCAGGGAUCCUUACUGUGGUUGGAAUCCACAGACCAACAGCUGCACGACCAAACCACAAGACAACGAUGUGUUGGCCCUCUGGAUACAGGAAAUAACUUCAUGCCCGGUCAUCGACUCGGCAGUUGAUGGUGCCUACGGUGCUUGGUCCGACUGGUUCCCCUGCCAGGACCCUAGCGGUGACUCCAGGUGCCUCUGUAGGCGCCGUGCCUGUGAUUCCCCGGUCCCGCAGUGUGGCGGUCUGCCCUGUCAGGGUGAGAGUGUCCAGGUCACCAACUGUUCAGGUACAGCUGUUGUCGUGCGAAAUUCAGGAUCUUGGAGCGAAUGGAGCGCUUGGAGCGUCUGCUCGGCCAAGUGUAACGGGGGCAUCCAGACCCGGUCCAGGCACUGCCUAGGGGGCAACGUCUGCAUGGGCACCCCGGAGGAGACCAGAGAGUGCAACAAACAACUCUGCCGAGAGACGCGCAAGACAACUCGUUGGACUCCCUGGAUGGUGCAGAAUGCCACACAGGACAGUUUCCUGCUCAAACGCUACCGGUUCAUGUGCAAGGCGCCGGUCAUCGACCGGUCCCUGCUACGCAUCGGCCGCAUGAAGGUGGAGUACCAGCUCUGCCCAUACCUGAGUAAAACGUGCUGGCCCACGGGAGGUGAGGACUCGGAGGUGGAGCAGCUGAACAGACUAAUAGGAUCUUUUGGAGGCUGGACAGUCUGGUCACCAUGGUUACCCUGCAGUGUCACCUGUGGUAGCGGCGGCACCCAGCAACGCCACCGGUCCUGUUUCCCUGGUAACUCACAGUGCGCAGGGGAGUCCUACCAGCAUCGCAGCUGCUCCGGAUACACCGAGUGCCCUGUGGACGGGGGUUGGAGCUGUUGGAGUGACUGGUCGGACUGCAGCGAGUCAUGCGGGGAGGGGACUCGCACACGGGCGCGCACCUGCACCAACCCCGUUCCCGCCCACGGGGGCAGAGACUGCGAGGGGGCAGACAGAGUCACCGAGACGUGCUCAAUGGCCGAGUGCGCCGACUUUGACAGCCUCAUGUUACUCGCAGGUUCAUCAGGCGAGCAGAGCUCGGUGCCCAGUGCCAGCCGGCUCUACCACAUGUCGGGCUGGAAGGAGUGGAGCCGAUGGACGCGGUGCACCAAACCCGGCCAGGUCCACAAACACCGGAGCCGCCGCUGCCUGCUGGACAACCCCACGGAUGGCCAGUGCAUCGGCUGUGUCAAGGAACUCCAGCUCUGCGCUUCCGCCAACAAAGAACCAUUGCUUAAUGCUGCCCCAGAGGUUCAACGGUUACAGUCGCAGCCAGAGGUGGCCUGCUCACAACAGGCCACUCAGCCAGCCGCCAUCAGCACGGCCUUCGUGCUGGUCGUGGCACUGCUGUCGGCCCUGGUCAGCGCUGUGGCAUCAGUGAGCAUCCAUCGCACCUGGCUGAGGUCCUGCCAAGCCAAGAAGAAGCGGCGUGACUCGGACAACCGGGACCAAGGCACGGAUCGGUUCACGGACAAUGAGGACGACUACGACUGCCAACACCCCAGCACGUUCAGGCACUACAGAACAGAGAUUCGAAGCAAUCCCCUCCCCAGCUGAACGCUGCUGCCAAGAUUGGCCAGCCAACUUCUUUGUGUACAGACUCUAAGUACAUGUAGAUGACUUUAUGUUUUUUUAACCAACACCGCAUUGUGUACAUAAUUUUAAUUAUGAAAAGUGACGUGAAAUAAUUGCACAAAAUCUCCAGAGGGAAUCCCAGCUUUUUUUUCGUACUUAGACAGCUUGGCAUGCGGAUAUGCAGCCGAUUUCACAAAACUUCAUGCAAUGGCGUAACUCCACUUACGCCACAUUUUAUUGCGCAAGUUGAAAAACAAAUUUUCUAGAAGGUAAGGAAAACCUUGUUUGGCUGUGAGAAAACACAAGAUUUCUGGGCUGGUUCCAAUGAAGAAAAAACAAAAGCUUCCAAACAGCCGUUGUAAAAGCCGUUUUUGGUGCUCGUCCAAGAAAUUUAACAUUGCAAAAGCGUGGCGCAGCUACGCAACUUUUCAUGAAAUGGAACGUAAAUAUAUCGCGUGGCUGUGUUAUAAAUUUGUGGUGAAAGGCUUAUGCCUGGUUCAAAGUUACGCCAUGUUUCGUGAAAUCAGCGGCUGAAGGUUUCUUUGAAGCUUUCUACACGUUUUGGAUAGUUACCAAGUUUUCUGUUACCUGUAGAAGCUUAUCUAGUUCCUUCAACAGAUUACCUAGUGUUUCUUUUGCGACUGUGGGAUAACAGUUGGCAUUAGUUCUUAGCAGAAUUUAGAAAGUCUCUACUUUUCCAAAGUAGUCUCCAAAAGCCCACCUUCUUUUAGUCGUCAUAUGUUUUCCAGUGAUACUGUACCUUUCUGAUUUACUUUUAUUUCUUACGUGUUAGCUAAAUGUACAAUAUGAAUACACUUGUAGAACAGUGGCAUUUUUCAAUCCUUGUAGUUUUUGAUUUUAGCAUUGCUGACUCGCUGUGUUGUUGCAGUGCUGGCGUGCUCACUAUGGUCAGAAUAGCCCUGCUAAACCAGAACCAAGCUGUGAAGACUUGGUUAUAGUGCCUUAAAACGGUUUAGCCAACCAGCUCAAAUAAGGGACAAAUUUUUCAUUUUGUUUUCUUUUUGUUUUGUCCUUGAGUUGAAUAACAUCUGAUAUCUUAAAGUGAAGUGCUCUUUGUGUAGGAGUGGUGCGUUACGUCCUUUGUAUAGAGACACCUGACCCUAACACUCCUCAAUCCUUCACCUGUUGGAGGACUGAGGACUGUUAGGGUUAACCCUAGCUGUCUUCAGUGCUUCACCUGGUGCAGGAUUGAGGACUGUUAAUUUAUCAAACGUAACAUUUCUUUUGACAUCUUGUGAACAUUACCCACCGGUUGUAUGUUAUUGGUAGAUAACUAAUAUAUUAAACCAAAACAAAUUAAAAUGUUGUGUAUAGAAAAAAAAGGCGUAUUCAUGUUGAUGAAGUCUUCAGUUCUUGUAAUAAUUUAUAUGCUGUGUAUACAUAGUGAUAAUGCUGUUGCCAUCCUUAUGGACACACAGCCACCCCUUCUGAUGUAUUUAAAAAAUAAGAAUAAAUCAACAAAUUUACACUGUAUAAAUAUCUUAUCCAUUUCCAACUGUAAAGUCCGAGGCUGUUUUUGUUUGAUGUGCAUAGGGUCCUGUGGUUUUACUUACAAGUUAACUAGCCAACCAGGUGCUGUUGUUUGGGGGGGAGUCGGCCCCCAAAGACUUUUGUCUAAAGCAGUAUCGAAAGUUAACAGGUGACAUCACGUGUGAAGGGUCUAGGCCCCCCUCCCCCCCCAAAAAAAAUUGGGCUCUAGAACCGCGCCUGUAAUCGAGUCUUCUGUUUUGGCAGGAGGGUCAGAGGGCAUAAAGAAAUGUCCAAAAGACUUUGCCCAGUUCUAAUCAUUCUGGACUGCCAGCGUAUCUGAAGAAAGCAUCUGAAAGCAUCAAGUGAAGGUUCCGAAGUUGUCUGGGAGGCAAGAAGUUCAUCGUAUUCAUCUGGUUUGUGUUUACAAAACUCAAAAGGUUAUGCAGAGUGUUGGGCUAUUGUACAAAUAUAUUUUUAUGUGUAGAAGAUAUUUAUUCUUUAUAUUGUAUGUGUAAAAAAAUUAAAUUGUCAUUAAAUGCUGUAUAUAUGGUCUUUGGUUUUUUUUUAGGAUACGUAUGUGUGUCUUUGUUCUGCGAAGUGACAUUAAAAUGUUGGCACCUGC
Messenger RNA from Acanthaster planci (crown-of-thorns starfish), 6301 nucleotides. RefSeq names its product semaphorin-5A-like. Gene Ontology annotation, biological process: positive regulation of cell migration; axon guidance; semaphorin-plexin signaling pathway. Gene Ontology annotation, molecular function: chemorepellent activity; semaphorin receptor binding. The record is from RefSeq and is a predicted model, not a curated record. Lineage: Eukaryota; Metazoa; Echinodermata; Asteroidea; Valvatida; Acanthasteridae. Gene Ontology annotation, cellular component: plasma membrane.